Messenger RNA from Papaver somniferum (opium poppy), 1551 nucleotides. Its product is annotated as F-box/LRR-repeat protein At3g59190-like. The coding region runs from base 463 to 1353 and encodes 296 amino acids. The record is from RefSeq and is a predicted model, not a curated record. Lineage: Eukaryota; Viridiplantae; Streptophyta; Magnoliopsida; Ranunculales; Papaveraceae. The transcript has 5 exons.
UAAAACCAAACAAGUCCACCGCAAAUCCUUUCAAGAAAAAGAAAAACUCUACCGCAAUUCCGUAAGCGCGUAAGCCCUUCGCUUCAAGAAACCCUUCCGGGACUCUUCUCGAGCAUCAUUCGGCAUUCGUAGACAAUCUAAUUAAGAGCACUCGAAACGUAAGAGGAGAGGAGAAGAUCACUGAAAGCAAACAGUUUACUCUCAAGUCUAAGAAAAAUAUAUGGAUCGAAGAGUCGAUUGGAUCAGCAUAUUACCUGAUCCACUUCUUCAUCACAUUCUAUCUUUUCUUGAUACCAAGUGGGCUAUUCGUACAAGCAUUUUAUCCAAAAGAUGGAAGUACAUAUGGACAUCUAUCCCCAAUUUUGAUUUUCUUAAUUGGCGUGGUGCUGAUUAUCACCUUGAUGUUGAAUCGGAUAACAAGAAAUUCGUAAAUUUUAUGGAUAGAAUGAUUAGAUCCGUGAUAUGUCACAUAUGCGAAAGUUUUAUCUAAAGUGUGAUGAAAGCUCUAAUGGGUUUCGGAUUAAUUCGUGGAUCUCUGCUGUAAUAAGCCGGAAAGUUGAAGAGCUUAUUCUCAUCUUAGAGGCAGACGAACCAGAUGAGAUUCCUCCUUCCCUUUUUACCUGUGGAUCGCUGGUUUCCUUGGAGCUACAAUUACCCAACCUUUAUCUCCGUCUUCCUAAUUGUAUCUCUUUUCCUAGACUCAAGGUUCUUCGACUGUUUGGCAUCAACUUUGGAGAUGACUUAUUGACUGAGCAACUUUUUUCUAGUUGCCCCAUCCUCGAAGAUUUGAUUAUGAGGGAUUGCACUUGGCUGUAUAUGGAGAAUUUGUGUAUUUCUGCUCCUGCAUUGAAACGCUUGGAGAUUGAUAAUUCCUUUUUGAAAGAUGUUGAUUAUGAGGAUGGCUUAGAGGACUGCAUGGUCAAAAUUCAUGCACCAAGUCUAGUGUCUCUCGUGUACAAGGGUAGUGUUGCAAGGGAAUACGAUUUAUCUAGCUUUCCAUUACUAGUUGAUGCAGAUAUCAACUUCGUAUCCGAAACUUUGACUGAAACGUGGGAUGCAAAGAUAAGUUACAGUGCAGGUGUAAGGGUAAAUGAGUUUCUUAGGGGCCUCACCAAUGUAAAUUGUCUAAAAGUUUCUGGUCAAGCCAUAAAGGGUCUCUCCUUUGCGGAUGAUCUCUUAAAAGAUCUGGCACCAUUUUGUAAUUUGAUCCAGUUGGAUGUGACUGGGGUUCUUGAAACUUCAGCCGAUACAGGGAUUUGUGCGUUGCUACAAUUGGCACCAAGACUUGAGUCACUCAUAUUUCGCGAGGGUUUACCAAUGGACCGAGCAAUGAAGAUGAAGGUUGGACGCUAAAGUGGGCAUCACUAGUACUGGCUGUUGAUUUCUACGCUUAAAAAGUCUGUUUGUUUUAGGGAGUAUGAUUGGAACCUGAGGGAUGAAUUAGUUCAGAGACAAUUUUGAUAAAUUUGAAAAUUCUGCAAAUGACGGCCAUUGAAUAGAUUUUGAGUAUGUGCGAUUCAAUAUUACUGUGUAAAUAGCACAAAACAUAAU